AAAUUAAUACCAUUGGGAUAAAAUAUUUUUUCCAGUAAAAGUCUUGGAUCUAAAAUACCGAGACCCAAAAUUGUGACAGAUCAAUUAGCUAUGUUGCAUUUUGAGUAUGGCUCUAUUUCACGUGUACAACAAUAUUUAGCUUCUUUGUAAAGCUUCAGUCCCACGCUAGUCUGGACGCCAUGGCCAACAUCAUUCCGUUCCUGGCUGGAUUCAUGGCGAUAGCUGCCAUCAUGAUGAACUUUGCCCUGCAUAAAAUUGAGGAAGGUCAUGUUGCCGUUUACUACAGGGGAGGUGCCUUGUUGACAUCGACCGCAGGCCCAGGGUUUCAUUUCAUGUUUCCUUUCCUAACAACUUACAGGACAGUCCAGAUUACAUUGCAGUCAGACGAGGUGAAGAAUGUUCCAUGUGGAACUAGUGGCGGUGUCAUGAUUUACUUUGACAGGAUAGAGGUCGUCAACAUCCUGUCGGCGAACGACGUUUACAACAUGGUGAAAAACUACACUGCAGAUUACGACAAAACGCUCAUUUUUAACAAAAUUCACCACGAGCUGAAUCAAUUCUGCAGUGCUCACAACCUACAAGAAGUCUAUAUUGAACUGUUUGAUCAGAUUGACGAGAACCUCAAGAAGGCACUGCAAGCUGAUCUCACCCAAAUGGCCCCCGGUCUGUACAUCCAGGCUGUUCGUGUCACAAAACCCAAAAUUCCUGAAAGCAUUCGGAAGAACUACGAGUUAAUGGAGAAUGAAAAGACAAAGCUCCUCAUCGCCCAACAACACCAGAAGGUGGUCGAGAAGGAGGCAGAGACCGAGCGCAAGAAGGCAGUGAUUGAGGCGGAGAAGCAGGCCCAGGUGGCCCGCAUCCACUACGACCAGAAGAUCAUGGAAAAGGAAAGCAUGCAGAAGAUCUCGGAGAUCGAGGAUGCCACGCACCUGGCCCGGGAGAAGGCCAAGACGGACGCCGAGUUCUACAAAUCGCAGCGCGAGGCCGAGGCCAAUCAGCUCAAACUCACCCCAGAGUACUUGGAAGUCCUCAAGUACCAAGCCAUUGCUAGCAAUAACAAGAUUUUCUUCGGCAGCGACAUUCCAAGCAUGUUCUUUACAGACGAACCAAGCUCAAAGAAAGUCUCUACGACAGCCAAUCAGGGAGCGGACUCACAAAAGAAAGACAUCUGAAAAGUGGCACCAACUCCACCGUGAUUAUUGCUAAGUAAGCCACCUUUAUCAGAGACCAACCUCAUGAAUGAGACCAGGACGUGUUUCUGUUCAUGUGGAAAGUAGGUUCGUUUGCAGUAAACCCAAGUUACAUGUACAUGUAUCUGGAUUGUCUGCAACCAACUUCCUGCCGCUGACCCUUUCUUUUCAAGAAACCUUGGGCAUAAGGUGAUUUUUUUGCAAUAGUACGGUGAAUUCGUACAUUCUUUCAAGAGCCUCGACAAUUCCAUGAGUUUGGCCUCUGAUACUUUCCUAACUCGGUGACUUCACGUUUUUUUCCACGGGAGGUUUUUGUUCUUUCCUACAAAAAAAUCACUGAAAUUGGAGUGAAGAUGAUCUUCACAUGUUUAAAGCACAGAUUUCCUCUAAAUGCGCUGACGAACCUGAUUGCCCUUGUUUUUUGGUCAGUGCUGUUGAACUCUGGUGAAUUCAACGAUAUGGUAGCUUUGGGUUUAUUAUUGAGGAGUCGACAGAAGUUCGUUUGUGAUCAGUGAUUGCCCCUUUUUCUCUGCUGUAAUGUAUGAAUACAGGUUUAUUUUGAUGAUUGUAUUCAUUACGAGUUGGAAUCUUAGCCCUAGUCCGGGGAUGGCGACGCCCACCUUUAAACACUGAAAGAGAGCAAAGCCUAAACAUCAGUUGACAAAUUGUCUGAAACUUUUAAACAGAUCUCAAGAGUCCAAACUGGAAGUUGUUAUGCCAUUUACCCUUUAGUUUUACUUAACAACUUCUGUCAACCUCUCUACAAAAUAACUCGGGGCACCUCAAAAUCAGAGUCACUUCUCAAAAAGUUUAAUUUUUGUUUUGUUUUUAUGAUUGGUA
Messenger RNA from Acanthaster planci (crown-of-thorns starfish), 2030 nucleotides. RefSeq names its product erlin-1-like. The record is from RefSeq and is a predicted model, not a curated record. Lineage: Eukaryota; Metazoa; Echinodermata; Asteroidea; Valvatida; Acanthasteridae.